Messenger RNA from Glycine soja, 1559 nucleotides. RefSeq names its product alcohol-forming fatty acyl-CoA reductase-like. The transcript has 10 exons. The record is from RefSeq and is a predicted model, not a curated record. NCBI's taxonomy places the organism in Eukaryota, Viridiplantae, Streptophyta, Magnoliopsida, Fabales, Fabaceae. Gene Ontology annotation, biological process: long-chain fatty-acyl-CoA metabolic process; suberin biosynthetic process. Bases 21 to 1505 code for a protein of 494 amino acids. Gene Ontology annotation, molecular function: alcohol-forming very long-chain fatty acyl-CoA reductase (NADP+) activity. Gene Ontology annotation, cellular component: intracellular membrane-bounded organelle.
CUAGCUGUAGAACUCUACAUAUGGAGUUAGCAAGUGUUCACGACUUUCUAAAGGGAAAAACCAUUUUAGUUACCGGUGCAACGGGAUUCUUAGCAAAACUUUUCGUGGAGAAGAUAUUAAGGGUUCAACCAAACAUAAAAAAGUUAUACCUUCUUCUAAGAGCAGAAAAUCCUCAUAUAGCUACCCAACGCUUGCACGAUGAGGUUUUGGCGAAGGACUUGUUCAAGGUGGUACGAGAAAUGUGGGGUGCAGAUUUUGGCUCCUUCAUAUCCGAGAAAGUGUUGGCUGUUGCUGGCGAUGUUUCUCUUGAGAACUUGGGACUUAAAGACCUAAACCUAAGGGAAAAGAUGUGGGAAGAUAUAGAUAUCAUAGUUCACGCUGCUGCUGCUACCAAGUUUGACGAGAGAUUUGAUAUUGCAAUGAGCAUAAACACGAUGGGAGCUCUUCAUGCUCUGAACUUCGCUAAGAACUGUAGUAAAAUGCAAAUUCUUCUCCACUUAUCUACUGCUUACGUAUGCGGUGAGGCCAAAGGACUAGUACCUGAGGAGCCUUUUCACAUGGGUCAGACCCCAAAUAGGUCCUCAACAUUAGACAUCAACGUUGAAAAACUGCUAAUUGAGGAAAAAAUGGAGGAGCUCCGGGCACAAAAUGCUGGUGAACAAACAGCCACAUCGGUCAUGAAAAACCUUGGAAUUAUAAGGGCAAAUUUACACGGAUGGCCAAAUGCCUAUGUAUUUACAAAAGCGAUGGGAGAGAUGAUUUUGUUCAAUAUGAAAGGUGAUGUACCUUUGAUCAUCGCACGCCCUACUACAGUACUCAGCACUCACUCUGAACCAUUCCCCGGUUGGAUUGAAGGUGUGAGAACGGUUGAUGUUUUUGUUGUCUUGUACGGUAAAGGAAAAUUAAGAAGAUCGGUUGGUCGUCGGAAUACAAUUAUCGACGCGAUACCAGCUGACAUGGUGAUAAAUUCCAUGAUAAUAGCAUUAUUAGAGGCUCAAUAUUCAAAGAGCCUUUCCAAGACAUUGCUUUACCAUAUUGGUUCUUCGUUGAGAAAUCCAUUCACAAUUUCCGAUCUUGAGGAUGUAGCCUAUCAAUACUUCACAAAAAAUCCUUUGAUCAACAAAAAUGGAAAACCCGUGGCUAUCUCCAACAAAGUUACGUGGAUCUCUAGUAUGAGUUCAUUUGAAAGAUACAUGAAGAUUCGAUACGUGCUACCUCUAAUGGGAUUAAAUGUGGUGAGUAAGGUAUGUUGCCAUUGUUACGAUGAUUUUCACAUGGAAAGUCAACGAAAACUCCAAACAUUGAUGAAAAUAACAAGACUUUAUAAACCUUAUCUCCUAUUUGAGGGCACCUUUGAUGACAAGAACGCAGAAAUUUUACGGAUGGCAAAAAACAAAGCAGGAGAUGAUCUUGGGAGAUUUAACUUUGAUCCCAGGAACAUUGAUUGGAUGGACUAUGUGUUAAACGCCCACAUUCCUGGACUCGUGAAGUAUGUUGUUAAGUAAGAUGUAAUAAUAUAUAGCUCUUAUGUUCGCAUAUAUAUAUAUAUAUAUAUAUAU